AUGGCCUCUCCACAGAACACCCCCGAAGUCGACGAUACGGACGCCGAGUCCAGUGCCAGCGACUCCGGCUACAGUGACGCAGCCUGCUCGACCGAAUCAGUCACCCCGAGCGUAUAUGCCUUUGAAGAACGGCAUGGCCGCACGUAUCACGCCUACCAUGCUGGCAAAUACAUGCUGCCCAACGACGAGGGCGAGCAAAAGAGGCUCGACCUGCAGUACCAUGCCCUGCGUGCAGUCAUCGGAGACCGGAUCACCUACGCACCCAUUGUCAAUCCCAACGGCAUUCUGGAUAUAGGCACAGGAACGGGGAUUUGGGCAAUCAACGCGGCCGAUGCGUACCCUGAAGCACUGGUGAUAGGCACCGACCUGUCGCCGAUCCAACCGCGCUGGGUGCCGCCGAAUUUGCAAUUCGAGGUCUCCGACAUGGACGAGCCGUGGGCUUUUAGCCCAGAACGAUUUGACCUAAUCCACACGCGGAUCAUGAACGGAUUCGGCGUCAGCAGUUGGCCACACUUCUACCGACAAGCCUUCCUCUGUCUGAGCCCUGGAGGGUGGGUGGAAAACCAAGAAAUCGACUUCCAGUUCAGAUCCGACGACGAUUCGCUCCCGCAAAACAGCUUCAUGGUCGAAUGGGCCCGGUUGUGGAAUCAUGCUUGCGAAAUAAGGGGGGAAACGGCCAGAUGCGAUCCUUACCGACUCAAAGCUCAGAUGGAGGAAGAAGGCUUCAUCAAUACGCAUAUCGUCUCGUCCAAAAUGCCCAUUGGGCCAUGGGCCAUGGAUCCCAUGCUCAAACAAGUCGGUAGCUGGAGCCAUGAAGCCCUGUAUACUGGUGUAUAUGGCAUGAGUGUGGCGCUGUUCAAAGAGACCCUUGGAUGGAAUGAGACACAGCUGAAUCAUUUUCUAGAGGGGUUCCGUCAGGAAUUGACCAGAGAAUCUAUCCAUGCAUAUUGGACGACGUGA
Messenger RNA from Exophiala dermatitidis NIH/UT8656, 960 nucleotides. RefSeq lists its product as uncharacterized. The transcript has a single exon. The coding region runs from base 1 to 960 and encodes 319 amino acids. Lineage: Eukaryota; Fungi; Ascomycota; Eurotiomycetes; Chaetothyriales; Herpotrichiellaceae. The record is from RefSeq and is a predicted model, not a curated record. Gene Ontology annotation, molecular function: methyltransferase activity.